CGGAACCCUAUAAUUUUGUCGGAUAACGAAAUCAUCGAUCAGCUCUGUGCUCCACGGCAUUCGAAUCUUGCUCUCAUUCGCAAACAAUGGAGGAGGAGUGCUGCUCGACGCACCUCAUCGACGCCGACGGAGAGUUUAACGUUUCUGGUUUGGAAAAUUUCAUAAAAACGGCAAGGCUUGGCGAGUGCGGCCUCUCCUACGCAGUCGUCGCGAUUAUGGGACCCCAGAGCAGCGGGAAAAGCACCUUACUUAACAAACUUUUUGGAACCAAUUUUAGGGAGAUGGAUGCUUUCAGGGGAAGGAGUCAAACCACGAAAGGCAUCUGGAUUGCAAAGAGCCUUAGCAUCGAGCCUUGUACAAUUGUGCUGGACUUAGAAGGCACUGAUGGGAGGGAAGAGGAUGAUACAACAUUUGAGAAGCAAAGUGCUCUUUUUGCUCUGGCGGUUUCUGACAUUGUUCUCAUUAACAUGUGGUGCCAUGACAUUGGCCGGGAACAAGCUGCUAACAUGCCACUUCUAAAGACAGUUUUUCAGGUCAUGAUGCAUUUGUUUUGCCCUAGAAAGACAACGUUAUUAUUUGUUAUACGUGACAAAACAAAGACUCCAUUGGAACACUUAGAACCAGUUCUGAGGGAGGACAUUCAAAGGAUUUGGGAUUCUGUUGCUAAGCCUGAUGCACACAAAGAUACUGCUUUAAGUGAAUUCUUUAACGUUGAGGUCACAGCUUUGCUUAGUUUUGAAGAGAAAGAAGAACAAUUCACAGAACAGGUUGAACUGUUGAGGAACCGGUUUAUGCAUUCAAUUGCACCUGGAGGCCUUGCUGGUGACAGAAGAGGCGUUGUUCCUGCUUCUGGAUUUACUUUUAGCGCACAACAAAUUUGGAAAGUUAUAAAAGAAAAUAAGGACCUUGAUCUUCCUGCUCACAAGGUAAUGGUUGCUACAGUUCGGUGUGAAGAGAUUGCAAAUGAAAAACUUAGUUUUUUGACAUCUGAUGAGCGCUGGCUUGAAUUGAGUGAAGCAGUUCUUUGUGGUCCCGUGCCAGGUUUUGGUAAAAAACUAACUUCCCUUUUGGAUGCUCAUCUUUCAGAAUAUGAUAUGGAGGCUGUCUAUUUUGACGAAGGUGUUAGAACUGCAAAAAGACAACAAUUGGAAUCAAGAUUAUUGCAACUUGUCCAUCCUGCUUUUCUUGCAAUGUUGGGACAUCUACGUUCCAAAUCUCUUGCUAAAUUUAAAUCUGACUUGGAAAAGUCAUCGAAGGGUGGAAGAGGAUUUGCAGCAUCUGUCCGUGAUUGUGCUCAAUAUUCUUUGCUUCAAUUUGAUCAAGAAUGUUCAGAUGCGGCAAUUAAGCAAGCUGAUUGGGAUGCGUCGAGAGUUCGGGAGAAACUUCAACGUGAUAUCGAGGCUCAUGCAACAUUCAUAGAAAGUACAAAGUUGUCAGAAUUGAGGUCUUUUUAUGAGAAGCAAAUAACAGAAGAACUUGCUGAACCUGUCGAGUCUCUUUUCGAUGCUGCCGGACAACAUACUUGGGCAUCAAUUAGAAAACUUUUCAACCAAGUAACAAACAAAGCUCUCUUUCAGUUAUUCACCUCUCUUUCAGGAUUUGAGUUGGACCAGGUUAACUCUGAAAAGAUGAAGAUGAAUCUCAAGCAACAUGCAAGAGAGGUGGUGGUAAAGAAAUCUAGAGAAGAAGCAGGAAAGGUUUUGAUCCAUAUGAAAGAUAGGUUCUCAAAUGUGUUCAGCCAUGACAACGACUCCAUGCCGAGGGUAUGGACAGGGAAGGAAGAUAUUCGGAAGAUCACGAAGGAAGCUAAUGCUGUGGCUUUGAAACUUCUAUCUGUCUUUGCUGUGAUCCGCUUGGAUCAGAAACCAGAUAAAAUUGAAAGCAUUCUAAAUUCAGCUCUUGGAGAAGCUCCAGCUUCCGAAAAACAAGGAAUGGAAGCGUUGACUGAUCCACUUGCUUCAAGCACAUGGGAAGAAGUUCCUCCAGAAAAUAUUCUCUUCUCACCAGUUCAGUGUAAAUCUUUGUGGAAACAAUUCAGGACAGAAACUGAGCAUACCAUCAUGCAAGCAAUUUCUGUACAGGAGGCUCACAGGCGCAGCAACGCUUUGUUACCUCCUCCGUGGGCCAUUGUCGCCAUUGCGGUUCUAGGUUUCAAUGAGCUCAUGAUGCUUUUGAGGAAUCCUCUGUACCUGUUUGCAAUUUUUGUUACUUUUUUAGUGUCAAGGGCUAUAUGGAUUCAACUGGACAUUACUGGAGAAUUCCAGCAUGGCACGCUCUCAGGUCUUUUAUCAAUCUCAUCCAAGCUUCUACCGAGAAUAAUAGACCUCCUAAAAAGGCUUGCUCAAGCAGGGAACCAGCAACCUCUCAGCUCCCAGAGCUUUCAGAGCCCAUCUCACACGCAAGCCUCUGUGCCCAACACAUCAAUGGAGUCAUCUUCUUCUUCAUCAACUGUUUCUUCUCCGAGAGAUGGAACUGAGUUUCUUAGCAAUCCUUCAAUUAAACAGCAUUUUGGUGACACCGAUUCAGAAUCUACCACCUCAUAAAUAAAAAGCUAAUUUUUUCUCUAAAUAAUGUAAAUUUCAUUUUUC
Molecule: messenger RNA, 2588 nt
Organism: Phalaenopsis equestris
Lineage: Eukaryota; Viridiplantae; Streptophyta; Magnoliopsida; Asparagales; Orchidaceae
Product: protein ROOT HAIR DEFECTIVE 3-like
Exons: 22
Coding region: 87-2543 (818 amino acids)
Biological process (GO): endoplasmic reticulum membrane fusion
Cellular component (GO): endoplasmic reticulum
Molecular function (GO): GTPase activity; GTP binding
Source: RefSeq, a predicted model, not a curated record